AUGACCUGUGGAUCGUCUUGCUGUAGCUCCCUUAGGGGAGUCUGCAAAUCCAGUUCCUGCGUGACCACUCAAGGAUGCAGUUCUGGCCGCACCUUCAGCUGCAUCUCUGCCUGCGGGCCCCGGCCCGGCCGCUGCUGCAUCACCGCCACCCCCAGCUACGGCAUCUCCUGCUACCACGGCCUCAUCGCAGGCUUCGGCAGCCGCAGUGUCUGUGGGGGCUUCCGCGCCGGCUCCUACCACAGCUUCGGGUACCACUCUGGCGGCCUGUCCCGCCCCAGCCUGCCCUGCAUCACCACCGUGUCGGUCAACGAGAGCCUCCUCGCGCCCCUCAACCUGGAGAUCGACCCCAAUGCGCAGUGUGUGAAGCACGAGGAGAAGGAGCAGAUCAAGAACCUCAACAGCAGGUUUGCUGCCUUCAUUGACAAGGUGCGCUUCCUGGAGCAGCAGAACAAGCUGCUGGAGACCAAGCUGCAGUUCUACCAGAACCGCCAGUGCUGUGAGAGCAACCUGGAGCCACUGUUCAAUGGCUACAUCGAGACACUGAGGCAGGAGGCUGAGCGUGGGGAGGCUGACAGCGGGAGGCUGGCCUCGGAGCUCAACAGCGUGCAGGAGGUGCUGGAGGGCUACAAGAAGAAGUAUGAAGAGGAGGUCGCCCUGAGGACCACGGCAGAGAAUGAAUUUGUCAGAAUCAAGCAGGAGGUUAACGGUGCCUAUGUGCGCAAGGGAGAUCUGGAAGCCAAUGCCCAUAGCCUGGUAGAGGAGGUGGGCUUCCUGAAGACCCUGUAUGAGGAGGAGAUGAGAGUUAUGCAAGCCCACAUCUCAGACACCUCGGUCAUUGUCAAGAUGGACAACAGUCAGGACCUGAACAUGGACAGCAUUAUCGCCGAGAUCAAGGCUCAUUAUGACGACAUUGCCAGCCGCAGCCGGGCUGAGGCUGAGUCCUGGUACCGCAGCAAGGUGAUUGAGAUCAAGACCACGGUGACCCGGCACGGGGAGACCCUGCGCCGCACCAAGGACGAGAUCAACGAGCUGAACCGCAUGAUCCAGAGGCUGACGGCCGAGAUCGAGAAUGCCAGGUGCCAGAACUCCAAGCUGGAGGCUGCAGUGACCCAGGCGGAGCAGCAGGGCGAGGCGGCCCUUAAUGAUGCCAAGUACAAGCUGGCGGGGCUGGAGGAGGCCCUGCAGAAGGCCAAGCAGGACAUGGCCUGCCUGGUGAAGGAGUACCAGGAGGUGAUGAACUCCAAACUGGGGCUGGACAUCGAGAUUGCCACCUACAGGCGCCUGCUGGAGGGUGAGGAGCAGAGGCUGUGUGAAGGCAUCAGUGCUGUGAACAUCAGUGCGAGCAGCUCCCUGAGUGGAGUCGUAUGUGGGGACCUUUCAGCCACCCGCACCUGCGGCAUCAAGUUCUGUAGGAUGGGAGCCUGUGGCAGCAGCUGGAAGAAGUGCUAA
This is a messenger RNA of Hippopotamus amphibius kiboko, 1449 nucleotides long. Its product is annotated as keratin, type II cuticular Hb1-like. Gene Ontology annotation, molecular function: structural constituent of skin epidermis. NCBI's taxonomy places the organism in Eukaryota, Metazoa, Chordata, Mammalia, Artiodactyla, Hippopotamidae. The transcript is spliced from 9 exons. The coding region runs from base 1 to 1449 and encodes 482 amino acids. Gene Ontology annotation, biological process: intermediate filament organization; keratinization. Gene Ontology annotation, cellular component: keratin filament. The record is from RefSeq and is a predicted model, not a curated record.